CUGCACACGAGCGAGGAAUCCAUAAAUGACCAACUCCGCGACUACUUCGCGCUGGAGUCUCUCGUAAUCAAUCCGAGAAGACCAGACUCUGAUCCAGAGAAGAAAGCCGAAGACGUACUAAAUAACAGCACCCGUCAGUUGGAAGACGGGCACAUAGAGACGGCGCUUCUCUGGAAGAAGAAAGAUGCCGAAAUGCCUGGCAAUUAUGAAACAGCCAUAAAAAGGCUCGUUUCAAUCGAGAAAAAAUUAGAUCGAGACGAAAAUCUAAAACAGAAAUACAACGAACAUAUGAACUCCCUAGUACAAAAGGGAUACGCCGAGAUAGCACCAAAAACCAAUACACCAGGAAGGACAUGGUACCUACCCCAUUUUGACGUUCACAACCCGAUAAAGCCGGAGAAGUUCAGAAUAGUGCAUGAUGCCGCAGCCAAAACAAAGGGGGUGGCAUUGAACGACUUCCUGCUCACGGGUCCAGACCUACUGCAGUCGCUACCAGGGGUCAUGAUGCGUUUUCGUCGCCAUAACGUCGCUGUCUCGGCGGAUAUCGCCGAAAUGUUUAUGCAGGUAAAAGUUAGACCCGAAGACAGAGAUGCCUUAAGAUAUCUCUGGAGAGGGAAUCGACGUAAUGAGGCGCCCCAAGAAUACAGGAUGACGUCGAUUAUUUUCGGUGCAGCUAGUUCACCCUGCACAGCCAUAUACGCAAAAAACUGGAAUGCUAAAAAAUACGUUGAAAAAUACCCAGAAGCCGUAGAGGCGAUCAUCCAAAAUCAUUACAUGGAUGACUAUCUUGACAGUUUCCAGUCAGUAGAAGAUGCGAUGAGAAUAUCAAAGGAAGUACGCGAUAUACACAAAAACGCGCACUUCACCUUAAGAAAAUGGGUUUCCAACGCGCCCGAAAUUGUGAGAGAAUUGGAACCUGACCGCGAGGCAACUGAGUCAGUUGACCUGAGCAACAACGAAAACGAAGAAAAAAUACUCGGACUAAUCUGGAAACCGAGUACCGAUCAGCUGAGCUUCAAUCUAAAGCUCGCUCGACUUCCGAUCGACGUGCUCCAUAAAAAACCAACCAAGAGGGAAGCACUGAAAAUAGUGAUGUCGCUGUAUGACCCGCUCGGCCUCGCCUCCCCAGUUACAAUUCGAGCAAAGCAAAUACUGCAGGAAGCAUGGAGACGAGGAACAGACUGGGACCAGGAGUUGGACGAAGACCUAACUGAACAGUGGUCCGCGUGGAUCCAACACCUGAAACGACUUAAAUUGGUGAGCAUACCAAGAUGCUACCCAGGAUUCAGCAACGCAUGUUCACUACAAGUCCACGUCUUUACCGAUGCCAGUGAAAGCGCCUACGCAACGGCAGUCUACUGGAGGGCAAUGACACCUGAUGGGAAGGUACAUGUAAGCCUCGUCAUGGCCAAGGCGAAGGUAGCCCCACUCAAAGUAACAUCCAUACCUCGCCUUGAGUUACAAGCUGCCGUGAUGGGAAGUCGCGGGUCAGUAUCAUCAGGUAAUGAAAACAACUUUAACGCUUUAAUUUUAUUACACAAAUCAUUGGAGAUCUAUAUCCUUAUUAUCCUGAUCUGUCAGUCGUUCUUCAAGAACAGAAUAAUGAUUUAA
Messenger RNA from Parnassius mnemosyne (clouded apollo), 1611 nucleotides. Lineage: Eukaryota; Metazoa; Arthropoda; Insecta; Lepidoptera; Papilionidae. The record is from the annotation of a GenBank genome assembly.